GUUACUGAUGACUUUAACAGAAUACUUUGCUCAACCAAACGCAUCCAGUACAUCUCUCCUCUCUGUCGACUCUACACCAUCAUCUGCGCCUCGUUCUCCAGCGAUGCCCGUUCCCGCAGCACCGAAGCGCGCAGCGCCACCACGCCGCAAGGCACCCAAGUCACCGUCGCCCGCACCUCCCCCGCCAGCUGCGGAGCAGGUUUUCGAGGAUGCUGCCGAAGUCUCGCAGAGUCCUGCACCAGGCACACCACAGCUCACGAGCGAUGACGGGUCGAAGGAGCUUCAGGAAGCGGUGCGCAAGAGUAAGGAGGACGAGGGCGCACUCGGCCUAGAGCCUGUCCAGAAGAGGAAGAGCGUUCACGAGCCGCCGAAAGCUAAGGAAGAGCCUGUCCAUGAGGAGCAGCAGCCGACACGCGAGGUGCAAGACAAUAUCGACGAGCUUGCGCUGGACAAUGAACGCGAGCGCGGACAGAACGAAGAGUCAAAGCAGGCGCCUAACACUGCGCAUGCCGAGGAGCACGUCGAAGAAGCCCAGGGACCCGCCCCGACCGAUGAGUCUCCACUUAUCGAGGAGCGAAGAGCUGUCGAGGAGCUCGAAUUCACCGGGGAACAACCUGCUCAGGCUGAAGAAGAGGAAGACGAGGACGCACGCCGCAAGCGCAUUGCGGAACGCCUCCGCCAGCAGGGUGGGUUUAACCCAUUCGCGGCGCCGCCAACGCCAAGUCGCAAGACUACUGUGGAUAUACCGAAGAGCCCUGAGAAGGACCUCGCCUUUGAUGAGGUGGACGUAGAGGCGAAAGAUAUUGAUGCGCCUCCGCCCGCCCUGCCUGAGGCGACUAAUAUAGCACGCCGCGAGAGUCUUGACCUCUCUGCGCCCUCAGCGACGAGUUUGGCAAGCCCACCGGUGCCGCCCAUUGCAACGCGCCCCGUGCCGGAGAGGAAGGCUAGCGUGCCUACUGUGCCUGAAGAGCAACGUGGAUACGCGGGUGAAAGCGAGAGCAAUUACGAGGAUGAAGAGGAUGAUGGUAAAUAGCUUCUUUAUUUAGCUGCAGAUGAGAAUAUGUAGGAUUGAUGGAUUCUGACUUUUGUAGAUGCCAGGAUUGUGGCGAAUGAAAUCGAAGCUGUACACGUAUACGAGGGUGAGAGGGGCGCAGACUUGGCGUACCACAACGAUGAAGAAGAACAGAGUGACGAAUCGGUGUAUGAUGAACCUCAGACAUUUGAACAGGAACGAGAAGAGCAAUUCAUGCACCCACCAAGUAGAAAGGCGACGCGCGAACCGAAGAUCGAGGAAGAGAUAGAAGUGCCGCCGCCACCGCCACCUCCUAGGAGAGUUUCUGUACCUCCACCAUCUCACGUCGUCCCGGCUCCACCUCUAUCGCAGGAUAAACGCGAGAAAGCCGCAUCCGAACCUGAAGCGUUUGAUCAAGAAGAAGAGCAACCUACACCCCCGCCACGGCCGCCCCGCAGGACUAUGUCAGUUAAGUCCACGGCUAGCACGGCUCUGGCUGAGCCAGAGAACUUUAUCCCUGCUCCGCCCGCUGUGCACAGUGCAGCUGCUGAACCUGGGGAGGUUGAAGCGGACGUUGGAUACAAAUCGCCAGUCCGUCCGGUUAGAAGAUCGCUUCCCCCGCCGCCGCCACCUAUCGAGCAAGCCGAGGAAGAGGUACAUGAGCGAGUAACAUUGCCAAUGUCGCCCAGUGUGCAUCCUGCGAGAAGGUCACUCCCUCCUCCUCCUCCUCCGCCCAUCGAAGCGGUAGGAGAACAUACUACGGUUUUACCGCCACCAACAGUCCCUCUACGUCCUGUUACGCCGCCGCGACCGAUGUAUGAAGAGUCCCAAGACGAUAACUACGACGACGAGGCAAGCGAGUAUUCAGGGGCUGUAGACGAGCAUCAAGAAGUAGAGCUAAUUUCGCCGCCGCCUCCACCACGCCGUCAAUCUGUACCAGUACCUCAGCGCAAAGCAACGAUACCCGUAUCUCCGUCGAGUGGACAGUCGCACUACCCGAGCUUGGCCAUUCCGAAGCGUAGCGAUACCGAAGUUCUGGACGAUUCUGAUGGCGGUAAGUUGCACAAGCUUGCUUG
Molecule: messenger RNA, 2088 nt
Organism: Phanerochaete carnosa HHB-10118-sp
Lineage: Eukaryota; Fungi; Basidiomycota; Agaricomycetes; Polyporales; Phanerochaetaceae
Exons: 1
Source: RefSeq, a predicted model, not a curated record